AACGCCACCUCCAUCCUCAUUGCCGUCGUCAUCACCGCGCUCUACGCCGUCGUGUGCGUCGUGGGGCUCCUGGGCAACGUGCUCGUCAUGUACGGCAUCGUCAGGUACACCAAGAUGAAAACAGCCACCAACAUCUACAUCUUCAACCUGGCGCUGGCGGACGCGCUGGCCACCAGCACGCUGCCCUUCCAGAGCGCCAAGUACCUGAUGGAGACAUGGCCCUUCGGGGAGCUGCUCUGCAAAGUCGUGCUGUCCAUCGACUACUACAACAUGUUCACUAGCAUCUUCACCCUCACCAUGAUGAGCGUGGACCGCUACAUCGCUGUGUGCCACCCGGUCAAGGCCCUGGAUUUCCGCACGCCGGCCAAGGCCAAGAUCAUCAACGUGUGCAUCUGGGUGCUCUCCUCUGUCGUCGGGGUGCCCAUCAUGGUCAUGGCGGUCACCAAGACGAAAGAUGGGAUGGUGCUGUGCACUCUCCAGUUUCCUGAUCCUCCCGUCUACUGGGACACCGUGACCAAGAUCUGCGUCUUCAUCUUUGCCUUCAUGGUGCCCAUCUUGGUCAUCACAAACUGCUACGGGCUCAACAAGAAGAACCCCUACGUAGUGGCCAGCUUGCACUUCUGCAUCGCUUUGGGCUACACCAACAGCAGCCUCAACCCCGUCCUGUAUGCGUUCCUGGAUGAGAAUUUCAAGAGGUGCUUCCGAGAGUUUUGCCUGCCUUUCCGGGCCCGUAUGGAUCCGAAUGGCUUCUCCCGAGGCAGGAGCACCACACGGGAGGGCAUCUCCACCUGCACCCCCUCCGAAGCCCUCCACAAGCCGGCAUGA
Messenger RNA from Tinamus guttatus (white-throated tinamou), 825 nucleotides. NCBI's taxonomy places the organism in Eukaryota, Metazoa, Chordata, Aves, Tinamiformes, Tinamidae. The record is from RefSeq and is a predicted model, not a curated record.